GGGGGUGGCUUUCUUUAGCAAGAUGGCGGCUAGCGGCGUCCGGCGGGCUGCUGCGGCGGCCAGCACCUCCGUGAAGCCCAUUUUCAGCCGGGACAUGAACGAGGCCAAGCGGAGGGUGCGCGAGCUCUACCGCGCCUGGUAUCGGGAGGUGCCGACCACUGUGCACUUAUUCCAGCUAGACAUCACUGUGAAACAGGGACGGGACAAAGUCCGAGAAAUGUUUAUGAAGAAUGCCCAUGUCACAGACCCCAGGGUGGUUGAUCUUCUGGUCAUUAAGGGAAAGAUGGAGCUGCAGGAAACGAUUAACGUGUGGAAGCAGCGGACACAUGUUAUGCGGUUCUUCCAUGAAACAGAAGCACCAAGGCCAAAGGACUUCCUGUCUAAGUUCUAUGUUGGCCACGACCCAUGAAGUCACUUGCCAGAAAGGUGCAUGUUGAUAUUUAAUUAUUUUAGAGCACAAAUAAACUCAUUAUGUAAUGGUCA
Molecule: messenger RNA, 483 nt
Organism: Choloepus didactylus (southern two-toed sloth)
Lineage: Eukaryota; Metazoa; Chordata; Mammalia; Pilosa; Megalonychidae
Gene: NDUFA6
Product: NADH:ubiquinone oxidoreductase subunit A6
Exons: 3
Coding region: 23-409 (128 amino acids)
Biological process (GO): response to oxidative stress
Source: RefSeq, a predicted model, not a curated record